Messenger RNA from Syngnathoides biaculeatus (alligator pipefish), 2454 nucleotides. It is a transcript of the gene spast, whose product is annotated as spastin. Gene Ontology annotation, cellular component: microtubule cytoskeleton. The coding region runs from base 285 to 1700 and encodes 471 amino acids. The record is from RefSeq and is a predicted model, not a curated record. The transcript has 16 exons. Gene Ontology annotation, molecular function: ATP binding; ATP hydrolysis activity. Lineage: Eukaryota; Metazoa; Chordata; Actinopteri; Syngnathiformes; Syngnathidae.
AUCUCUUACUGGGCUGCAGGAAGUAGGCGGUGCUUCCACGCGAAAGCGGAAGUUAGGGAUCGCUUUCGGAAAGACGUCCAAAUAAACAGUAGCAUGGCCAGGAGAUAAUAUUUUCCGACCAGUUUUUGCAUGGCUUGUACUAUUGUAAACGUGUCGAUGCUGAUGCAUAAUAGAAGCCAUACGUCGCAUCGACUUGAAUUUGUUAUAAUGGUGUAGUCCAACUUAACCGCAUCGUGUCAAAUAAUAUGCUUACAUCUGAACUGUAAAAUUGUAACACGGGACUGAUGUCGGCAAAAACGAACACCAGCAAAUGUAAAGAUAGCGGCGAAGUAGUUAAAAACUACCACAAGCAAGCGUUUGAGUAUAUAUCCAAAGCACUACGGAUUGACGAAGAUGAUACAGGAGAGAAGGAAGAGGCUCUGCAGUGGUACAAGAGGGGGAUUGUUGAACUGGAAAGCGGCAUCGCUGUGACGAUCACAGGACAAGGAGAGCAGUAUGAGCGGGCUAAGAGGCUUCAGGAGAAAAUGAUCACCAACCUUACCAUGGCUAAAGACAGACUUGCUCUUAUAGAGGCCACAUUGGCUUCUAAAGGCAGAGGUCAAGCCCAAAAUACCAAGAAUAACGCUCAGCGACAAACAAAACCUCCUCCCAAAAGUGAGCCUAAGGUCCGAGGGACGCCCAAAAAUAUCAGACCCUCCUCAGCAGGAAGACCACCUUAUAGAACUGCUGAUUCAAAGGUAACCCCACAGAUGGUUAGGCCUUCAAAACAGCCUUACAAGAGGGAGCUGAAAAAUUUCAAGAAUGUGGACAGCAAACUGGCAAACAUGAUCCUGAAUGAAAUUGUAGACACAGGGGUGUCUGUAACAUUUAAUGAUAUCGCUGGCCAGGAUCUGGCCAAACAAGCACUCCAGGAGAUUGUUAUUCUUCCUGCCUUGAGACCGGAGCUCUUCACUGGCUUGAGAGCUCCGGCACGAGGUUUGCUCUUAUUUGGCCCACCUGGAAAUGGGAAAACCAUGUUGGCUAAAGCAGUGGCAGCAGAGUCAAACGGCACAUUCUUCAACAUGAGUGCAGCCAGCUUGACAUCAAAAUUUGUUGGAGAGAGUGAGAAGCUUGUCCGGGCGUUGUUUGCAGCUGCCCGCGAAUUACAACCGUCUGUCAUUUUUAUUGAUGAAGUUGACAGCUUGCUCUCUGAAAGGCGGGAGGGCGAACAGGAGUUCUCCCGUCGUUUAAAAACUGAGUUCCUCAUUGAAUUUGAUGGGGUGCAGUCUGGAGGAGAUGACAGGGUACUUGUCAUGGGAGCCACAAACAGACCUCAGGAGCUAGAUGAAGCAGUUUUAAGGCGCUUUGCAAAAAGGGUCUACGUGACCUUACCUGAUGAGAAGACAAGGUCCACCCUUCUGCAGCAUCUUUUAGCGAAACACGGGAGUCCACUGUGCAAGAAUGAGUUGAGCUGUCUUGCAAAAGUAACUGCUGGAUAUUCUGGAAGUGAUCUGACAUCCUUGGCAAAAGAUGCCGCACUUGGGCCAAUUAGAGAAUUGGGACCAGAGCAAGUCCGGCACAUGGCUGCCAGUCAGAUGCGCAACAUCAAGAUGAAAGACUUUGAGGAUUCCCUGAAGCGGAUCAAGCCCAGCGUUAGCCCAGCAACCCUCAAUAUGUACAACCAAUGGAACAAAGACUUUGGUGACACAACUACAUUUUGAAUUUAGAUAGAAGGGGGAGGAGGGCGGAGAAAAUACUUUCCUUGAUAACUACAAGAUGAUACUAACAACUGUGAUCUUUUGUCGAACCUUCCCUGUAUAAUAACUAUGUUUGAAUUGACUGUUUUUAUGGGGAAACUGUAUUGAUGCAAUUUUCUAUGAAUUCAAAAUGUGGUUUGAUUAACACGAUCCACAGCACUGUUGAAUAUUAUUUAUUCACAAGAAUGUCCUGAAGAUUUUUUUUCUGCCACAAGAGGGCAGCACACUUAUGUAAUACCUUGAGUAGCUCAAUUACAGAGUAGUAGUACUAGUAGCAGCAUGGCGUUACCUUCAAUCAUUCAUCCAUCCAUUUUCCGUACAGCUUAGCCUCACCCAGGUCGCAGGUGUGCGUAAGUCUAUUGCAGCUUACUUCUAUAAAAUAUGCUCUCCACAACUAGAGGAAGUCAUUGAAAAAUCAAUUUUUUUUUGGUCAUUUUUACAUCGAAUGAAGUCUUCCUUGUCUAGUUUUUUUUUUUUACAAUUAGCAUAUCUCAGUUAACUGAAUAAAUUGUCGAGUGUCUGAUACAGAUGUUUUAGCAUUAAACAAUUGACUGCAUUGCUGGUUGAUUCAGAGCUUCAGUAUUGAAUAGAGGCUGCUGCAGAUAUGUAUGAAGCUGCUCUCCAACUCUCUCUGUGGUCUUGUUGGAUCUGGAAUCUGGCCCAUUUUACAAGCAGCCGAAGAUGAGUGGAAUGCUGUGAAACUGAAAAUAAAUACAGU